AUGUCUCCCAACUUACAGCUCUCCCAAAAUACAUCGGCAACGUACUGUCUGAAGCAAAAUAUUACUCAGACACACAGCUAUCAUAUAGCAGCUCUAGAAACUGGUUUGGCAAAUGUGACGGUAUUGGUGGAAACUGAAAGUGGCUACAAUUUACCUUGCGGGUCUGAAACUAUCAUUUCCAAAAGAGAUGCAGUCUUUAAGAGCCUUAUGAUAGAACCAGAAGGUUAUUUGAUGACGAAUACUAAAGCAGUAUUAUUAUGUGCGAACAGUGAGCAUUUUGACAAAAAUAUUACUUGGAAUAUUUAUAUUCCACGCGAUAUUGUUUCUCGUACUGAAAAAGUCAGUCUUGCCAUCAAUGCCGAUUUGUUAGGAGAAACUAUAGAGAAUUUACAUCAGUUACUGACCAUUCCAUCAGGUUGUGGUGAACAAAUUAUAGCUUCAAUGGCCCCAAAUCUAUACAUAUUGCGUUAUCUUAAUGUAACUGGCGGUUUAACUGCUUCAACAAAACAAAGAAUCAUGAGAAACCUCAAAAUAGGUUACCAAAGAAUACUAAAUUAUGCCCACAGCGAUGGAUCUUUUUCAGCUUUUGGCUACUACGAUCCGUCAGGAUCAAUGUUUUUAACAACCUUUGUCGUUAGAGUUCUUCUGGCAGCAAAACCUUAUAUUUAUGUAGAUCAAAGAGUCAUAGAUAAGGCCGUCAAUUGGAUUUUUUAUCAUCAGCUCGAAAAUGGUUGUUUUGACACUAUGCAUCACGUUUUCCAAGAUAUGGGGGGUACUAACAUGGAAAACAGUACGGCGGGCCUGACAGCGUAUGUUAUUUUCAACUUAUUUGAUGCUAACGUCAACGUACCCGAUGCAGUGCAAACAAAUGCCAAGUUUUGCAUCAGAAGCCAACGUAGCCCAGAUAAAUAUUCCAUGAUUAUAAGCAGCUAUGCUUUAUUUAAAGUUUAUUGGCUUAGUGAAGCUAGGAGGCUAUUAGAACAAGCUAUUUCUUUAGCUAAUAUUGAAAAUGAUAUGAUGUGGUGGAGUACAAGAGGAACUGAUGAAUCGUAUGCCUCUGACAUAGAAGUCACUAGUUAUGCCUUACUAGCACUAUUAGAACAAAAAACACCUGAAAAUAUGGCUUACGCUCACUCAAUAGUGCAAUGGUUGGCUUCAAAAAUGGGGCCUACUGGUGGAUUUAGAUCGACUCAAGACACUAUUGUCGCUUUGGAUGCUCUUACAAAAUACGCAGAGGUUAUUCACAGCGAUGAUAUUGACCUUACAAUAAAUUUGGAAGCUCACCAAGAAAGUCAAAUAUUUAUUUUAAAGAAAAAUAAUAGGUUGAAAUCUAAAUUGGUUCAACUUCAAAGUAAAGACGGUGAAGUUAAGUUGCAACUCAGUGGGGUUGGUUGUGUUUUAACACAACUGAUAAUGUCAUAUUUUACUACAAACAUAUCAGAUACGGAGGCCUUCAAACUAGCAGUGGAAAUAGCUCCAGUUUCAAAUAUCGAUGCUUGUUCAAUUAAAAGCAUUUCCCCUUGUGUUGCUUACGAAGGACCAGAUAAAAUGUCCAAUAUGGCUGUGAUGGAAGUAGCUUUGCCUUCGGGAUUCCAAGCUGAUAGAAGUUCUUUGUACGAAUUGAUACAGCCAGGAAAUAAUAUUAAAAUGUUUGAAGAAAAAGACGAACAAAUUAAUUUUUAUUUUACUAAUUUAGGUAAAAAUCAAGUGUGCUUUACUUUUAAUAUCAACGAAAAUGUGCCAGUGGAAGACAGGAAGGAAGGUCUUAUAAAAUUGUACGAUUACUAUAGGCCGGAGAAUAGCAUACUUCAGUUUUAUAAAAUUAUUAGUAAUUGCAGCAGGAGUUUCAUUGAUGGAGUGGAAGAGGAAGUUGGAACAGAUGUCAAACCUGAAUCAUAUGUUCGGAAAAAUGGAAAUGUUGUUGGAGAUUUAGAAUGUUUAUACGUAGUUGGUAAUAGAACUCAACAAAAAACUAACGUUCUGACGUAUGAAAGAGAUAUUAGCCAAAACCUCUCACAAGAUUAUGAAGAAGUUACUCCAAAAUGUAUUCAAGUUUCAAUAGAUGAAACACGCAAAAAACGAAGUUCUGGAUUAAAUAAUUCAACAUCACCCAAUUGUAUGUCAGUACCCUUUUACAGAGUAUCUACAAAUCCAAGAAUGAACAAACGAAAUAAAAGAAACCCAAUAUGGCUAAGAUAUAAGAGAAAUAUCCUAAAUAAUGAUUUUGUUGAUUUGGAUUUUGAUAUGGAAGCUCCUAAUUGCAUAAACAUUCCGUUCUAUGUGCCAUUUCCGUCGCCCAAGAAAAAUUCAACAAACGAAGACAGCCAAAAUCAAGGUAUUGGUAUUGUACGGCAUUCAACCAAAGGACCACAUCCCUUACAACCUGGUGGUUUAUACGUGUAA
Molecule: messenger RNA, 2403 nt
Organism: Ceutorhynchus assimilis (cabbage seed weevil)
Lineage: Eukaryota; Metazoa; Arthropoda; Insecta; Coleoptera; Curculionidae
Source: the annotation of a GenBank genome assembly